CAAGGGCAGGCUCGGCAGCGGCUUGUGUUGUUAGCGCCUCCCUUUUCGUCUCCUUCCUUCCUUCCUUCCUUCCUUGCUUGGCCACGGCGCGUAGAUCAACAUCAGCUAUGGCGGCGGAAGGAGGAGCAGCGGCGGUCCCAGCUGUGGUGGAAGCCGCAUCUACGGGCCAGUUCCAGGAUCUGCUUCAGCAGCCGGGCAGGUCUUUAGUGGUGGUUCAUUUUUGGGCCCCAUGGGCUCCUCAGUGUGUCCAGAUGAAUAAUGUCAUGGCUGAACUAGCAAAGGAGCACCCACAGGUUACAUUUGUGAAACUGGAAGCUGAAGUAGUUCCAGAAGUUUCUGAAAAAUAUGAGAUUACUUCUGUUCCAACGUUCCUAUUUUUUAAGAAUUUCCAAAAAAUUGAUCAACUAGAUGGCGCUCAUGCACCAGAAUUGACCAAAAAAGUUCAGCGCCUUGUAUCUAGUGUGACCAUUCCAACUGGUUGCACUGAUGGUGUUAAAGAGGAUCUCGGUAUGCGACUCAAGAAACUGACAAAUGCUGCACCUUGUAUGUUGUUUAUGAAGGGAACACCUCAGGAUCCUCGUUGUGGCUUCAGCAAACAAAUAGUGGAAAUCCUUAACAAGCAUAAUGUUGUGUUUAGCAGCUUUGAUAUAUUUUCUGAUGAAGAAGUCCGCCAGGGACUGAAAACUUAUUCCAACUGGCCUACUUAUCCACAGUUAUAUGUGGCCGGAGAACUUAUAGGUGGACUGGAUAUUGUCAAGGAACUUGAGGCUUCUGGAGAACUGGAUACAAUUUGCCCCAAGGUACACAAAUUAGAGGACAGACUCAAAGACCUGAUAAACAAAGCUUCUGUGAUGCUAUUUAUGAAGGGAAAUAAGCAGAUGGCAAAGUGUGGGUUCAGCAAGCAAAUUCUAGAAAUUCUAAACAAUACCAGUAUUGAUUAUGAAACUUUUGAUAUAUUGGAGGAUGAAGAGGUGCGACAAGGAUUAAAAAAGUAUUCAAACUGGCCAACCUACCCACAGUUGUAUGUCAAAGGUGAACUCAUUGGAGGCCUGGAUAUUGUUAAGGAAUUGAAAGAAAAUGGUGAGUUGUCAGCAAUCCUGCAAGGAGAAAAUUAAUGCAAAUGAACAUAUUAAUGAAGAUACUACUAAUAAAAAAGAUUGUUUAAUGCACUAGAAUUCUUGAUGACUUGUCCUUGAGGGAAGUAGACUGCCAUUUCUGACUUUCUCUUCAUACUUCACAAGGCCAUGCUAAAGGUCUGUAGAAAUGUCAGCUUUUGCCCAAAAGUAAGGUUGGAAGCAUCCAAAAAAUGAAUUAAAGUUGGAAUUCAAAAAUG
Messenger RNA from Varanus komodoensis (Komodo dragon), 1333 nucleotides. RefSeq names its product glutaredoxin 3 (gene GLRX3). Lineage: Eukaryota; Metazoa; Chordata; Lepidosauria; Squamata; Varanidae. The record is from RefSeq and is a predicted model, not a curated record. The transcript has 11 exons. The coding region runs from base 108 to 1115 and encodes 335 amino acids.